Mercurialis annua (annual mercury) is the source of this 859-nucleotide messenger RNA. RefSeq lists its product as uncharacterized. The coding region runs from base 24 to 677 and encodes 217 amino acids. Lineage: Eukaryota; Viridiplantae; Streptophyta; Magnoliopsida; Malpighiales; Euphorbiaceae. Gene Ontology annotation, molecular function: tubulin binding; ubiquitin protein ligase binding; S100 protein binding. The record is from RefSeq and is a predicted model, not a curated record. The transcript has 5 exons.
GCUAUCAUCUUCAACAAAAACUAAUGGCAGACGAAUUGGCGUUAGAUUUGGCAGAGCUUAAGCAGCUUCAAACCAUAGCCAAGAGACCCAAAGUUCAGUCUCUCAUCUCUUCUGAAAUACUCAACUUGGAGAAGAUGGCUGUUUCUGUGCCGGCUGCGACUCCGAAUCCGACUCCGACUCCGAUUGCAACUGUUAAAGUGCCUUCUACCCCUGCAUUGAAUUAUGUUGCCCUUGGAACUUUCAGCUAUGAUCAGGACAAUGACAAAGUCAAGAUAUAUGUCUCUUUAGAGGGUGUUGAGCAAGAGAAAAUUGAGACGGAGUUUAAACCUAUGUCAUUUGAUGUCAAAUUUCAUGAUGUUCACGGGAAGAACUACCGUUGUGCCAUACCGAAAUUGAACAAGGAGAUUGUACCUGAGAAAUGUAAAGUGUUGGUUAAGCCUACCAGGGUUAUAAUUACGUUGUUUAAAGCUUCAAAAGGGAAUUGGUUAGACUUGCACUUCAAAGAGGACAAGCUGAAUCCAAAAAUGGAUAAGGAGCGGGAUCCCAUGGCUGGAAUUAUGGAUCUAAUGAAGAAUAUGUACGAGGAAGGGGAUGAUGACAUGAAACGAACAAUUGCAAAAGCAUGGACAGAUGCGAGAUCAGGCAAAUCUGCUGAUCCUUUGAAGGGCUAUCGCUGAACCCAGUUAGAAUUUUUUUGAUAUUGUGAAGAUAAUUUUGGUAGAUGUGUCGGUUCCCAUGAUUUUGCUGCUAUAUAUUCAGCAUAUUGUGUCUUUAAGAUUGUAGAAAGAAUGUUGGUUUAUUUUAUUUCCAAAAAACCUUGUGGUGCAGUUAAGCUAUUUUAUCCUUAUUUCACCAUCUA